GAGGUGGAUGUCUCGCUCUUCCAGGCACUGGACGGGAAGGCGCUCUGCAAGAUGACCAAGGAGGACAUGAUGCGGCUGACGUCGGCCUACAACGCUGACAUCCUGCUGUCUCACCUGAACUACCUACGGCAGAGCAGCCCCACAUUCCCGUACUCCACCACCCCCACCAACACCACACCGCCCCCGCCCCCACAGCCCCGCCUACAGGUGAAAGCAGAGAACAGUUUUGAUGAGAUCAGCCGCAGGAACAGCUGGCCGACCAACACCAUGACUGCUGCCGGGCCCAAAGGUUCUUCACUCGAGCACCAACACAACAGCAGAGUGUCAGAACCAGCAAGGAUCACACAAGACCCGUACCAGACGUUAGGACCAAUCAGCAGCCGGCUGGCCAACCCAGACGGCCACGGCCUCGGCUCGUCCAAGAACCGAACAGCCAAACAAAGUCCGUACAAGCUGGCUGACCCCAGCGCUCACAGGCCUGUGGGUUCAGGGCAGAUCCAGCUGUGGCAGUUCCUGCUGGAGCUCCUGUCCGACAGCAACAACGCCGGCAUCAUCACCUGGGAGGGCACCAACGGAGAGUUCAAGAUGACCGACCCGGACGAGGUGGCCAAGCGCUGGGGCGAGCGCAAGAGCAAGCCCAACAUGAACUACGACAAGCUGAGCCGCGCCCUGCGCUACUACUACGACAAGAACAUCAUGACCAAGGUGCACGGCAAGCGCUACGCCUACAAGUUCGACUUCCAGGGCAUCUCGCAGGCGCACCAGAACCAUGCGGCGGAUGGCGGGAUGGUAAAGUACCAGACUGAGAUGCCGUACGUGCAGCAGUACCACAGCCACCAGCCCAAAAUGAACUACAUGGGCGCCCAUCCUCCGCCCGUGCCCAUCUCCCCCGGAAACUUUUUCGGGACUCCGUCCACGUACUGGAGCUCGCCCAGUAGCCCCAUGUACCCCGGACCCCCCAUGACCCGACACCCGGCCGCUCACCCCCACCUGAGCUCGUACUACUGAGGCCCGAACGGGACCAACCGGAGAGGAACCCAAGUGCGCUGGAUCCUGGCGGCACCCGAGCCGAACCCUUCCGAGCCGAAGGCGACGUGACGCUACGGUCCAAAUUCUCUAAAGGCAUUACCCCGUGGUCUUCCAAGAACCGAACAAACCGUGAGGGUUGGACUCUUCUGAGGGAACUUCCUGUUUUUAUAAAGAUUUUCACCAUUUGUUUGUGGCGCCGGUUGUAAAACGGUUCUGACUGGUCUCACCUGGCAGGUCCAAACUGCAGUUAUCACACUCCAAGACCCAACUUUUUGUAAAACUGAUUGUACAGAAUUGUUGUUUUCAUGUAACAAUAAACAUUUACACAUUAUAAUCGA
Messenger RNA from Austrofundulus limnaeus, 1367 nucleotides. It is a transcript of the gene fli1rs, whose product is annotated as Fli-1 proto-oncogene, ETS transcription factor-related sequence. Lineage: Eukaryota; Metazoa; Chordata; Actinopteri; Cyprinodontiformes; Rivulidae. Gene Ontology annotation, biological process: cell differentiation; regulation of transcription by RNA polymerase II. Gene Ontology annotation, molecular function: DNA-binding transcription factor activity, RNA polymerase II-specific; sequence-specific DNA binding. Gene Ontology annotation, cellular component: nucleus. The record is from RefSeq and is a predicted model, not a curated record.